Ctenocephalides felis (cat flea) is the source of this 2445-nucleotide messenger RNA. RefSeq names its product interaptin-like. The record is from RefSeq and is a predicted model, not a curated record. Bases 1 to 2445 code for a protein of 814 amino acids. The transcript is spliced from 14 exons. NCBI's taxonomy places the organism in Eukaryota, Metazoa, Arthropoda, Insecta, Siphonaptera, Pulicidae.
AUGGAGCGAUUACGUGGCGAUAGUCUUCAAGCGGAAGAAAUAGAAUACUCAUCUUUAAGACAUGCUGAUAAUUUCUCCCGAGUGGAAAAUGAACAAAAUAGGGAACGAAUGGCUAUUAACAGAAAAAAUGAUAAAAACUAUAAAAAUAAUGAAAAAAGAACACUCCGUCAAGAUGAUGCAUUUAAGCGAUUAGAAAGUAAUAAAAAUAUUGAACGUAAUAGACAACUCCGUCAGGAUGAUGCAUAUAAGCAACUAGAAAGUAAUAAAAAUAUUGAACAUUUACAAGAUGAUGCAUAUAAGCAAUUACAAACUAAUAAAAAUAUUGAAAGUAAGAGAGAACUCCGUCAAGAUGAUGCAUAUAAGCAAAGUAUUAAAAAUAUUGAUCGUACUAGAACACUCUGUCAAGAUGAUGCAUUUAAGCAAUUAGAAAGUAAUAAAAAUAUUGAAAGAAAUAUUAACAAUAUUGAUCGUGUUAGAACACUCCGUCAAGAUGAUGCAUUUAAGCGAUUAGAAAGUAAUAAAAAUAUUGAACGUAAUAGACAACUCCGUCAGGAUGAUGCAUAUAAGCAAUUAGAAAGUAAUAAAAAUAUUGAAAGUAAGAGAGAACUCCGUCAAGAUGAUGCAUAUAAGCAAAGUAUUAAAAAUAUUGAUCGUACUAGAACACUCCGUCAAGAUGAUGCAUUUAAGCAAUUAGAAAGUAAUAAAAAUAUUGAACGUAAUAGACAACUCUGUCAAGAUGAUGCAUAUAAGCAAUUACAAAGUAAUAAAAAAAUUGAACGUAAUAGACAACUCCGUCAAGAUGAUGCAUAUAAGCAAUUAGAAAAAAACUCCGACUAUGAUGCAUAUAAGCAAGAAAGUAAUAAAAAUAUUGAACGUAAUAGACAACUCCGUCAAGAUGAUGCAUAUAAGCAAUUAGAAAGUAAUAAAAAUAUUGAACGUAAUAGACAACUCCGUCAAGAUGAUGCAUAUAAGCAAUCAGAAAGUAAUAAAAAUAUUGAACGCAAUAGACAACUCCGUCAGGAUGAUGCAUAUAAGCAACUAGAAAAAAGUAAUAAAAAUAUUGAACGUAAUAGACAACUCUGUCAAGAUGAUGCAUAUAAGCAAUUAGAAAGUAAUAAAAAAAUUGAACGUAAUAGACAACUCCGUCAAGAUGAUGCAUAUAAGCAAUUAGAAAAAAACUCCGACUAUGAUGCAUAUAAGCAAGAAAGUAAUAAAAAUAUUGAACGUAAUAGACAACUCCGUCAAGAUGAUGCAUAUAAGCAAUUAGAAAGUAAUAAAAAUAUUGAACGUGAUAGAGAACUCCGCCAAGAUGAUGCAUAUAAGCAAUUAGAAAGUAAUAAAAAUAUUGAACGCAAUAGACAACUCCGUCAGGAUGAUGCAUAUAAGCAACUAGAAAAAAGUAAUAAAAAUAUUGAACGUAAUAGACAACUCUGUCAAGAUGAUGCAUAUAAGCAAUUAGAAAGUAAUAAAAAAAUUGAACGUAAUAGACAACUCCGUCAAGAUGAUGCAUAUAAGCAAUUAGAAAGUAAUAAAAAUAUUGAACGUGAUAGAGAACUCCGCCAAGAUGAUGCAUAUAAACAACUCCGUCAAGAUGGUGCAUAUAAGCAAUUAGAAAGUAAUAAAAAUAUUGAACGUAAUAGACAACUCCGUCAAGAUGAUGCAUAUAAGCAAUUAGAAAGUAAUAAAAAUAUUGAACGUAAUAGAAAACUCCGUCAGGUUGAUGCAUAUAGAACACUCCGUCAGGAUGAUGCAUUUAACCAAUUAGGAAGUAAUAAACAUAUUGAACGUAAUAGAGAACUUCGUCAAGAUGAUAGGUAUAAAUCGAAAGAGCGCAAACAUAAUAUUUUACGAAAUAAAUUAUUACGACUAAAUAGUAGGUAUAAAUCAAGCGAGAACGUUAAAAACAUCAAGAGCAUGAGAAUAAAUCGAGAUCUUGUCGAAGAUGAAUUAACUAAACCAACCACUCAUAACAAUGAUGACUCUGUUCCUAAUUCACUAAUAUAUUCCGAAGUUGAACAAAUUCCACCAAUUGAUUUUAGCCAAAUUAAUAAUGAGGAGGUAGAUCAAAAAUAUCUAGAUAGUCACGAAUACGACCUUAAAAAUAUUGAUUUUAUUGUAGAUGAAUUAACUGAACCAACCAUGGCCGGUAAUCUCCGAACAAACAUCUGUAAUCUUGUUUUUAAUUCCGUUUCCCUCGAUUGGAGCGCAUCAGAUGUUCUCAAUUUGGUUGGAAGAACCAAAAAUCCUUUAGAAAAAGUAACACCGUAUCAUUGUAAUAGGUGCAGGAACACAAAAAAUAAUGCUAAAAUGCACGUAUUUCCGGCGAAAAAUGAUAAGAGCAAUGCUACAGAAUGCAUAUCGUCUGAAAUGGAAUAUCCCAUAAAGGUCGAUUAUGAUGUUACCACAUUUACCGAAGUGGAUGAUACACCACCAUCUCCAGAUUAA